This is a messenger RNA of Zalophus californianus (California sea lion), 8181 nucleotides long. RefSeq names its product mannosidase alpha class 2A member 2 (gene MAN2A2). Gene Ontology annotation, molecular function: alpha-mannosidase activity; carbohydrate binding. The record is from RefSeq and is a predicted model, not a curated record. The coding region runs from base 383 to 3910 and encodes 1175 amino acids. Gene Ontology annotation, biological process: protein deglycosylation; N-glycan processing; mannose metabolic process. Lineage: Eukaryota; Metazoa; Chordata; Mammalia; Carnivora; Otariidae. Gene Ontology annotation, cellular component: Golgi membrane. The transcript is spliced from 25 exons.
CGCGGGAGCGCGGCUGCGGCGCGCGGAGCGGGCGGCGACGGCUGGGCGAACGCCCGCCUUCGCCUGCGUCGCUGCGUCCGCGCGGGCCUCCGGCCCCGGGGAUGUGAGGGGCGCAGCUCGGCCGGCGGGGCCCGGAGCGGCGCGGAGGCCGGCCGCGGACGCUCCACCCACUUUGGCCUAGACCCAGCCUCCAAGGGCUAAAAAUAUUGCCCGGAGGCUUGUGAGCGGAAUCAGAUCGUGCUAAGUAGGGCACGACGCACAGAGGCGACAGAGGUCCUCGGCCCCAGGGCAGGAGCCAGUCUCCGGAGCGGCGGUUCCGCCCACGCUCGGCCCAGCAGCUAGCGGCCUCCCUCCGCGGGAGCAGGUGUGUGUGGAGGCCAGCAUGAAGCUGAAAAAGCAGGUGACAGUAUGUGGGGCCGCUAUCUUCUGUGUGGCUGUCUUCUCGCUGUACCUCAUGCUGGACCGAGUGCAGCAUGAUCCCACCCGUCACCAGAAUGGCGGGAACUUCCCCCGGAGCCAAAUUUCUGUGCUCCAGAACCGCAUUGAGCAGCUGGAGCAGCUGUUGGAGGAGAACCAUGAGAUCAUCAGCCACAUCAAGGACUCGGUGCUGGAGCUGACAGCCAAUGCGGAGGGCCCGCCCGCCCUGCUGCCCUACUACACGGCCAAUGGCUCCUGGGUGGUGCCCCCAGAGCCCCGGCCCAGCUUCUUCUCCAUCUCCCCUCAAGACUGCCAGUUUGCUUUGGGGGGCCGGGGCCAGAAGCCAGAGCUGCAGAUGCUGACUAUAUCAGAGGAGUUGCCCUUUGACAAUGUGGAUGGCGGCGUGUGGAAGCAAGGCUUUGACAUCUCCUACAGCCCGCACGACUGGGACGCUGAAGACCUGCAGGUGUUCGUGGUGCCUCACUCCCACAAUGACCCAGGCUGGAUCAAGACCUUUGACAAGUACUACACAGAGCAAACCCAGCACAUCCUCAACAGCAUGGUGUCCAAGCUGCAGGAGGACCCCCGGCGGCGCUUCCUCUGGGCAGAAGUUUCCUUCUUUGCCAAGUGGUGGGACAACAUCAAUGCCCAAAAGAAAGCAGCUGUCCGCAGGCUGGUGGGAAACGGGCAGCUGGAGAUUGUGACAGGAGGCUGGGUCAUGCCGGACGAGGCCAACUCCCAUUACUUUGCGCUCAUUGACCAGCUCAUUGAGGGACACCAGUGGCUGGAGAGAAACCUCGGUGCGACCCCGCGCUCUGGCUGGGCAGUGGACCCCUUUGGACACAGCUCCACCAUUCCUUACCUGCUGCGCCGUGCCAACCUGACCAGCAUGCUGAUCCAGAGGGUGCAUUAUGCCAUCAAAAAGUACUUUGCUUCCACCCACAGUCUGGAGUUCAUGUGGAGGCAGACCUGGGACUCGGACUCCAACACAGACAUUUUCUGCCACAUGAUGCCCUUCUAUAGCUAUGAUGUGCCCCACACCUGUGGCCCGGAUCCCAAGAUCUGCUGCCAGUUUGAUUUCAAACGCUUGCCGGGUGGACGCAUCAACUGCCCCUGGAAGGUGCCACCCCGGGCGGUCACAGAGGCAAACGUGGCCGAGAGGGCCACGCUGCUCCUGGACCAGUACCGGAAGAAGUCCCGGCUGUUCCGAAGCAAUGUCCUCCUGGUGCCGCUGGGGGACGACUUCCGAUACGACAAGCCCCAGGAGUGGGAUGCCCAGUUCUUCAACUACCAGCGGCUCUUUGACUUCCUCAACAGCAAGCCUGACCUCCACGUGCAGGCCCAGUUUGGCACCCUCUCUGACUAUUUUGACGCUCUGUACAAGAAGACCGGGGUGGAGCCAGGGGCCCGGCCUCCAGGGUUCCCUGUGCUGAGCGGGGAUUUCUUCUCCUAUGCGGACCGGGAGGACCAUUACUGGACCGGCUAUUACACCUCCCGGCCCUUCUACAAGAGCUUGGACCGGGUCCUGGAAGCCCACCUGCGGGGGGCAGAGAUACUGUACAGCCUCGCUGUAGCUCACGCCCGCCGCUCUGGACUGGCUAGCCAGUACCCGCUCUCGAACUUCGCCCUUCUGACGGAAGCUCGGCGCACUCUGGGCCUCUUCCAGCACCACGAUGCCAUCACCGGCACGGCCAAGGAGGCCGUCGUGGCAGACUAUGGCGUCAGGCUCCUGCGCUCCCUUGUCAACCUGAAGCAGGUCAUCAUCAAUGCAGCUCACUAUCUGGUGCUGGGGGACAAAGAGACCUACCACUUCGAUGCCGAGGCACCCUUCCUCCAAAUGGAUGACACCCGCUCAAAUCACGACGCCCUGCCGGAGCGCACGGUGAUCCAGCUGGAUUCCUCACCCAGGUAUGUGGUGCUCUUCAACCCCCUGGAACAGGAGCGGCUCAGCGUGGUGUCCCUGCUGGUCAGCUCGCCCCGGGUGCGUGUCCUGUCAGAGGAGGGUCAGCCCCUGGCUGUGCAGAUCAGCGCACACUGGAGCUCUGCCACCAACAUGGUCGCUGAUGUCUACCAGGUGUCUGUGCCCAUCCGCCUGCCGGCCCUGGGCCUCGGCGUGCUGCAGCUGCAGCUGGGUCUGGACGGGCACCGCACCCUGCCGUCCUCCGUGCGCGUCUACCUGCACGGCCGGCAGCUGUCCGUCAGCAGGCAGGACGCAUUCCCUCUGCGCAUCAUCGACUCGGGCGCCAAUGACUUCGCCCUCAGCAACCGCUACAUGCAGGUCUGGUUCUCAGGCCUCACCGGGCUCCUCAAGAGCAUCCGAAGGGUGGAUGAGGAGCAGGAGCAGCGGGUGGACGUGGAGUUCCUCGUCUAUGGCACCCGCGCGUCCAAAGACAAGAGUGGAGCCUACCUCUUCCUGCCUGAUGGGGAGGCCCAGCCCUACGUCCCCAAGGAUCCCCCCGUGCUGCGUGUCACCGAAGGCCCUUUCUUCUCCGAGGUGGUUGCCUACUACGAGCAUGUCCGCCAGGUGGUCCGGCUAUAUAAUCUGCCAGGGGUGGAGGGGCUGUCUCUGGACAUGUCAUCCCUGGUGGACAUCCGCGACUACGUCAACAAGGAGCUGGCCCUGCGCAUCCACACAGACAUUGACAGCCAGGGUGCCUUUUUCACGGACCUCAAUGGCUUUCAGGUGCAGCCCCGGCGCUAUCUGAAGAAGCUGCCCCUGCAAGCCAACUUCUACCCCAUGCCAGUCAUGGCCUACAUCCAGGAUGCACACAACCGCCUCACACUGCACACCGCCCAGGCCCUGGGGGUCUCCAGCCUGCACGAUGGCCAGCUGGAGGUGAUCCUGGACCGACGGCUGAUGCAGGACGACAACCGGGGUCUGGGCCAAGGGCUCAAGGACAACAAGAGAACCUGCAACCAUUUCCGCCUCCUGUUGGAGCGGCGAACCCUGGGCAGUGAGCCUGGCUUUUUCUCCAAACUGGCAGCCAUGUUUAGGGACUUGGUCUUUCAGAGCAGCAGGAGCAGUAACCUCGAGGUCCAAGAUGGCCGCUCCACCAGCUACCCGUCCCUCCUCAGCCACCUGACCUCCAUGUACCUGAAUACCCCAGUGCUUGCCCUGCCUGUAGCCAAGAGGCAGCUCCCGGGCCCCAGUCUCCGCUCGUUUCAUCCCCUGGCCUCAUCUCUGCCCUGUGACUUCCACCUGCUCAACCUGCGUACGCUGCAGGCCGAGGAGGAUGCCUUGCCUUCGGCGGAAACUGCGCUCAUCUUACACCGCAAGGGUUUCGACUGUGGCCUUGAGGCCAAAAACUUGGGCUUCAACUGCACCACAAGCCAAGGCAAGGCGGCCCUGGGGAGCCUCUUCCACGGCCUGGAUGUGGGUUUCCUGCAGCCGACCUCCUUGACGUUACUGUACCCUCUGGCCUCACCCUCCAACAGCACUGACGUCUAUCUGGAGCCCAUGGAGAUCGCCACCUUCCGCCUCCGCUUGGGCUAGGGCUCCCUGUGGCCUGAAGAGAAAGCUCAUCCACAGAGACUGCCUCUUACACAAGGUCGGGUUGGACAAACCGGACGGGAGUUCUGUCCCGAUCUACCUCUCAGAACUGUGACACGCUGGGCUCCGCCCUCAUUUUCUGUUUCUCGUCGCUUCUGUGUCCGGUGGCAGCCCCAAGCCCCGUGUCGGGUAGACAGGGCAGAUGCUAGUGAGAUCGUGGCAAGAGGGCCCUGGGUCAGAGUGCGCGGUGCCGGCCUCAGCUUUGGGUUAUGAGUGGCGCCCAGUUGGGCACAGGCUCAAGCACCCAUCGUUGUCCCAUGACGGGAUGGUGGAGAAGCAGGGUCAGAACAGGUAGCGGGGGCUGAAUGGGUAGCAGCCCAGCGCCGGGGCCACUGGGGGCAGGACCUGGCUCUAGGGGGACCCCCCCGGUUACGGAGGGACUGCUUGUCCGGAUGUGACCAGCGGGAGCUGAGUGACGGCCAGGAGGAGGGGGAUGGGGACCCGGAGUUAGCGUUGGGGCGGCGGAGGAAUCCCUGCUUUCUGUGACCGUUCCGCCACAAGAGCUCCCUGGCCUGCACGCCCUGGCUCGGGGCUGUGGGGUGGCAGGAAGAACUCUCGAGAGACCAUGUCAUGGCCAGAGCUCAGAGGACGCUUCAGAUACCAAACCCCCUGCCCACCUCAUCGCGGGCACUUGGUCUGUGUGUGUUGAUGUGUGGGAUGGUGGCAGGGACGUGGGGUGGGGGGGUCCUCCAUCCUCCCUGACCCCUCUUUGGUUCCUGUACUCUGGACACCACUGUCCUCGGGAGCUCCUUCCCAUCCUGGGGGCAUUUGGUCUAGCACACUUCAUUUCCCCGGAAAGAAAGUGGAGCCUCCAAGCGCCCAUAAGUGCGAGCAAUUUGAGAAGGCUUUCAGCCCCAUCCCUACAUGGGGGGGUGGUUCAUCCUUCUGCAGAAGUGUUUGAGUCCUGGCACGGGGACUCGGGAUACAUAGCAUACCUUAGGCAGUACGGCUGCUCAUCAGCCUUCGUUUCAGCUUCGAUUAAUAGAGAAAGGUUUCCGAUAGUCUCUAUAGAUGCUGAAACAAUAUUUGGUAAAGUUUAAGAUCUAUCCCUCAUUAAAAAUCUUAGUAAGUUAAGAUUACAGAGAGACGUCCUCAUCUAGAUAAAAAAUCUCCAUCACAAACCAGCAGUUAAUGACAUUCUAAAGAACCACGAGCAUUCCCAUACACGUCGGAAACUAGGACACCCGUUAGCAGUGUCCUGGCACUGUCACCCCCGCAGGAGACCAGGGGAAGGAGAGGACGUUAACAACUGUCGUUGUUUGCAGACGAUAGCACGGCCGACCUAUAAAAUCUAAGGGAGUCAGCGGGAGAUCUACUGAGACCAUUCUGUAAGCGGACACAGAUGAUGUACAUGAUGCUCCUGGAAACAUUUCGGUUCUCUCUGAAUCAACCCAUAAAUUCAGUGUAUUCCAGCAUGGUUGGAUACUUUGGGAAUUUGAUAAGUUCUCAAGUUCAUGUGGAAGAGUAAAUAUGUGAGAAUAUGUAAUUCUGACGCUGGUGAGUCGGGGGCGGGGAGUGCUGAGGGAGUGAAGGACUGCCCAGGAGUGGCCCCUGUGACCUGGCGUGGGCUCAGACAGACAGGCUCAUGGAACAAAAGGCAGAGUCCAGCAGCAGACCCCCAGGUAGACGGAAACUUAGUAGGACAAAAGGAGCAUUUGAAGUCGGGGAAAAAGAUGGAUUGUUUAAUAAAUAGGAGUUUAAGACAACGGGCCCUCAAAGGAAGAGUUAGAUCUGUAGCUCAUGGUUGCCACAAAAAUUAGUUCCAGAGGGAAGAAACCAAAAAAGUGCAACUACAAAAUUACUGAAGGAAAUAUAGGAGAUUAUUGUAUCUCUGGUGUGGGAGACUCUGUUUUAAACAUAACACGAAACCUAAAAGAUCUAAUAAGGGAAAAGAUAAACAGAUUUUACCACCCCAAAAUAUUGAAAGUUUGUGUAUGAUGGGAAACAUCACGGUUACAACACGAAUGACAGACUGGGAGAAGAUGUUUGCUGCACUUCCAAUAUUGAUGAGUUAAUUACUCCAGGAGAAAAGCUUGCUUUGGGGUCCUUGGAGAGGGUCCCCUGGGCCUGCUCAGUCACUCCCCGAACAACAAGAGUUCUUCCAGAUCAUCCAGGGCAGUUGUUGCCAGCGUCGGGCCAGGGCACGUGGAAGCCUGUCUAAAUCAUUGUGGAAGAAAUAAGAUUAGCAAUGUGAGGUGCUCAGCACACAGUGCCUGGUACCUAGAGGAGCUCAAUAAAUAGGAACUGUAAUCUUAUGAGUAAAGGACACUAAGCAGUUAGGUCACAGUAGGUGGUAUUUGCUAGUAUCACAUGUCUUGUAAUCAAAUGAUAAGGGAGACUCUGUGAAACCCCCCCAGGAAAUGAGCAGAAUAAAGGCUCUUACCUUUGGAGGUCUUAGAUGUACCAUGGAAUUAUUCAUCUGCCAAGAACAAUGUUUAAUCCCGCACACUGGCCUUUUUAAAACUACUCCAGGCAGCGGUGUUCAAGGUGUGGUCCAGAAUCACCAGGAGUGUUUGUUUCAGGCCCAGCUUUUUGGCCUUCCCUGGCGAGGGCUGCCCGUCAGCCUGGAUGUGGGGAUGAGGGGCCCAUGGAGCAGAGACCGAGCCUCGUUGAGACAGCCCUAUAACAAGAACCAGAGACAGACCUUCCAGUUGUGUGUGGGAGGGAAACCCAAUUCCGGGGCACCAUCUACUGAACCCAUUUCUGAGGGUUGCAGUCAAAGAAUCUGCAUUUUUAACGAGCUUCCAGGCGAUUCUUUUGCACACGGUAGUUUGGAAAUGGGCCUAUGAUUUUAAGGCAAGCAGCAGUGCUUUACCACGGAGCCCUGGCACUGAGGCCUCCGUUCUGAGGGUUAUAAUCAUAAUUAGAACCAGGACAUGACACAGAGGCAACCUCAACCCCUGGAACUAGAAUUCUCUUCCUUCCUGCACCCCUCCAGCCACUUAGAACUACCCCAUUUCCACAAAGAAAGGAACACUGGGAAGGCGGACCGAAACCAAGAACCGAGUCCUCCUGUGCAGGCUGAGCCAGGCACAGACUGUGCUCUGACUCAGCUUCCCUGGGGGGUGGGCAGAGAGACCUGUAGAAAGAAUGGCGUCUCUCAGCGGAAGCUCACCUGCCUCCCCCACCAUCACAGCAGUCGGCUACCUGCACUCACGCCCUCAUGGAGGAGGAGAAGCACAGUCCGGGUGGUGGGAGCGAGGCUCACCGCCCAAAACUGAGAUCUCUGUUUUUCACUAACAAAAAUGUGUACACAUAAACACUUCGAGGGGCAGGUCUCAUGGCAAGAACAGGCGAGGGAGGAGGCGGCCAGAUCCUUCAAAAUAAACCCUGAUUUUACUUAGGGUCUGUGGGAAAUCAAUUCAGAACUUCUUAAUGGUUACCAGGACCAAGGGGAUCUGCAGAGCAUCUCUGUCCAGUCUGGGUCCUGACUUUGGACCCCCCCCCCCCCAGUUGAAGAUAAGCCUGAACUGAAAGUGAACUCCGUGGGCACAGGAGACUCGGGGGGGGGGUGGGUGGGAGAUGAGCACUUCCCAGCCCUUGGAACACGAGAGGGUUGAAGAUUUAAAACCCAGCACCGAGUGUGGAAGCCUUGAGGAGCUCUCCGGGGCGGCGGGGGGGGGUGGGGGGGUUCCCUGUCGGCACGCUGAAGGACUUGCAUUGAAACCAGAGGCGUGAGCACCCCUGCACUGUUGCCUCCUCAACUCCUGGUGCCCUGGGAUGGGGGGUGAGGUGCUAACGGUGCAAAAGCGUAGUCCUCCUAAGACCAGAGGAACUCUCCUUUUGACCCAGAGCUGAGAACAGCGACGGCCCUGAGCAGAGGGGAAGCUGCACAGCUCAAGGGAAAGAGCAGUGGAGGGGAGCCGUGCCAGGAGCCGUGCCGGAGUCCGUGUAGGACACACAGGUGACCGAGAGUGACCGAGGAAUGCCGAGAGGCCAGAGCCAGGCCAAGUGAGGAGCACAGGACGAGAAAGCAAAGCGGCUGCAAGGAAAAACAGGACAAAAUGUAAGCAGCCCCAAAUAGUACUUUAUUGAAAUAGAGUCUACGUGUUGGAGAAACACUGGAUUUGGUGCAGAGGGAUUUGGAAAACAGAGCUGAGGAAUCACUUGAAGAUACCACAGGGCUAAAAGGAAAAUAUAAAACAGAGGUUAAGAAAUAUGGCAGAUAGGGGCACCUGUGUGGCUCAGUUGGUUGAGCAACUCUCAGUUUUGGC